AUGCCCGUGGGAUCGGUUCGUAAUCCAGUUCCAGCUGGGGAAGACAUGGCAGUACUGGAGAGUACCACCAUUCCUCCUCCGCAGUCCUUCCCGGGGGAGGCCCCACAUGAGGCCCCUCCUAUCCCCGUUCCACUUGUGCCCCCUGCAACACCCGCAGUGAGCAGCACCUCGGGUGAGAGUGGGGACGACCCCGGGGUGGUGGGCGAGGAGUGGGACCGCUCGGGGACCGAGCAGAGCCCGGCUGCCGCGGAAGUCCUCCGGGAGAUGGUCAACCAUCACUCUCUGGUGGACGUCUGGCGCGACGACCACCCAGACGAUGUCUCCACAUUCACCUAUGUCCAGGUGGGAACCCGUCGGUCAUGCCACUCCCGGUUGGACAGCAUCUGCAUGUCACGCUUCCACCUUUUACGGGUCCAGUCCUCCAUCGUCCGGCCAGCCCCUUUUUCAGAUCACCGCCUUGUCACUGUGAUGGCCUCUCUCAGAAAUAUCACCAUCAUAUCCUUAGUGGGGACCCGCUGUCGCCUCCACACCCCUAUGUACUGCUUCCUCUGCAAUCUCUCCUUCCUGGAGAUCUGGUACACCACAGCUACCAUCCCCAAGACUCUUACCAAUCUCAUGUCCCAAAGCAAAACCAUCUCCUUCCUCAGCUGCCUCCUGCAGAUGUUGUCCUUCUGUGGCCCUACGGUCAUCAACCAUUUCUUCUGUGACAUAGAUUCUUGGAUAGAGCUCUCCUGCACAGACACGCGCCUUUUUGAGAUGGUGUACAUUAUUAUCUGCUUUAUUGUCAUCCUGGGCUCGUGUGCAGUCACCCUGGUCUCCUACAUUUACAUCAUCUCCACCAUCCUGAGAAUCCCAUCUGCCCAAGGCUGGAAAAAGACCUUUUCCUCUUGCUCUGCCCAUCUCACCGUUGUGGUUAUAUUGUACGGUUCUGCCAUCUUCCUGUAUGUCGAACCUUCUAAACAGAACUCACUGGACAUGAACAAAAUUGUCUCUGUCUUCAAUACUAUUGUGACAUCAUUGCUUAACCCUUUCAUUUACACUCUAAGGAAUAAAGAAGUCGAGGACAUCUUGAGAAAGGCUUUCAGUAGGACAUGA
Molecule: messenger RNA, 1095 nt
Organism: Gopherus flavomarginatus (Mexican gopher tortoise)
Lineage: Eukaryota; Metazoa; Chordata; Testudines; Testudinidae
Product: olfactory receptor 6M1-like
Exons: 4
Coding region: 1-1095 (364 amino acids)
Biological process (GO): G protein-coupled receptor signaling pathway
Cellular component (GO): membrane
Molecular function (GO): olfactory receptor activity
Source: RefSeq, a predicted model, not a curated record